Molecule: messenger RNA, 1404 nt
Organism: Phoenix dactylifera (date palm)
Lineage: Eukaryota; Viridiplantae; Streptophyta; Magnoliopsida; Arecales; Arecaceae
Source: RefSeq, a predicted model, not a curated record
AUCAAACGACGGUACAAGCCUGGCAGGCACCGAGUAGAAGCAGGGCUGUAAACCCGCGCGACGUCAUCAUCAUCUGAUUGGGCUCGCGGCCACCACCCGCGGCUAUCCGCUCCGCGCGCACGCAGCGGUCACCCAUGUCGCCGACCGCCACCGCCAUGUCCCCCGCCGUUCUUUCCCGGUCCUCUUACCUUCUCUCUUCUGCCGUUCGCCUUCGCUCCUUCUCGAGAACUCUGGCGUUCACCUCUUCCUUCGCUGCGCCCCGUCGCCCACCGCGCUCCUCUCGCGCUCUAUCCGUCCGUGCCUCCUCGGCCUCCGACCCGCAACUCGAGGUCUGCGCCAAGGCCUCCACCACCGUCCCCGAUCGGCUUGGCGACUGCCCCUUUACACAAAGGGUUUUGUUGACUCUUGAGGAGAAGCACCUACCUUAUGACAUGAAGCUGAUAGAUUUUGCUAACAAACCAGAAUGGUUUUUCGAAAUCAGUCCUGAAGGUAAAGUUCCUGUUGUUAAACUGGAUGAGAAGUGGGUUGCUGAUUCUGACAUCAUCACCCAGUCAUUGGAAGAAAAAUACCCUGAUCCACCAUUGGCAACUCCACCAGAGAAGGCUUCAGUUGGUUCAAAAAUUUUCUCCACAUUUAUUGGUUUUCUUAAAAGCAAAGACCCAGAUGAUGGAACAGAGCAAGCAUUGCUUAAUGAGCUGACAUCCUUCGAUGAUCAUUUAAAGGAAAAUGGUCCUUUUGUUAAUGGUAGCAUGCUUUGUGCUACUGACCUGUCACUUGGACCUAAGCUUUACCAUCUGGAGAUUGCUCUCAGUCACUAUAAGAAUUGGUCAGUUCCAGAAUCCCUUAAAUAUGUAAGGGCUUAUAUGAAGGAUUUUCUUCCUGAGAAUGCAUCCAACUUCGGUGAAGGCUCUAUUUUCUCUAUGGAUUCAUUUGUUAAAACUCGAGCACUGCCAGAGGAUGUCAUUGCUGGUUGGCGUCCAAAAGUUAUUGGCUAAAGUCACUCAGCAGAUCUUACAGAAGCAUCAACGGCUCUUCCUUCUUUGAGCAUAUUAGAAUGUGGAUGCAUAUUCAAAUAUGUCCAUUGUACCUUCUGAUCAGUCUCAUGUUUUAGUAUAAUUCUUUUUGGAUGAUCAACCAAAGAUGAUCUUCCACAUUCUCUCAUCUACGUGCUCGUUAUUUAUUUGCUAAUUGGAUUAGAAUUGGAGUCUGUCUGUGGCAUGGUAAUUAAUCGACAAAGUCUUGCAGGUAGCAGAUCGUCAGAUUUUGAUAUCUGCGAUUAGGAUCUUUGCUGCAAUGUUGUAACAGAAGGCGUCCUAAUUCUCUUUUCGCAUUGUGUACAGGAACUGGUUCUCUAACAGAUUAUGAUAUCUUCCACUGGUGAUAAUUUUCACCUGUUACUCUUGA